Messenger RNA from Macrosiphum euphorbiae (potato aphid), 1191 nucleotides. The record is from the annotation of a GenBank genome assembly. Lineage: Eukaryota; Metazoa; Arthropoda; Insecta; Hemiptera; Aphididae.
AUGUGCGUUAAAAUGGUAAUGGUACUAGCAUUGCUUCCUGCUAAUGAAAUUGAUACAGGGUUCCAAGAAAUAAAAAAUCAUGCAAGAAUGAAUAACAUCCAUCUCACAAGAUUUUUCAAUUAUUAUUCUCGUCAUUGGCUUAUCCGGACAGGACCUACUGUUUUUUCUGUGUAUGGUCAAGCUCGACGGACUAAUUUUCGACUAAUUUUCGGACUAAACUUCCAUAAUAAGUUGAAAGAUACAUUCCAAGUAUGUCAUCCCAACCUGUGGAAAGUAUUAGGGCAUUUAAGUGACUGUAGUAAACUACAACACAUUGUUAUUGAUCAACUGGCAAGGGGAAUGCAAGUUACAAGAUCUAUAAAAAAUAAAUAUAUAUUAAAUUCAAAAAGAAUAAAAAUGGCAACAGAUCAACUAACUCUAGGUAUUAUAACCAGAAAAGAAUUUUUAAUAAAAUGUUCACAUGCAGUCGAUGGUUACAUUUUAAGAGAGGGAAAUUGGACAAGACAUUUUGAAAAUAAUGAUAAUAACACAGCUGAAACCUCUUCCGAAGAUGAACACAUUGUCUUACCUAUGCAAGUACAGCAGGUUCCACCCAAUGAUGAAAAUAUAGAUAAUAACACAGCUGAAACCUCUUCCAAUGAUGAAAACAUUGUCUUACCUAUGCCAGUACAGCAGGUUCCACCGUAUGAUGAAAAUAUAGAUAAUAACACAGCUGAAACCUCUUCCAAUGAUGAAAACAUUGUCUUACCUAUGCCAGUACAGCAGGUUCCACCGUAUGAUGAAAAUAUAGAUAAUAACACAGCUGAAACCUCUUCCAAUGAUGAAAACAUUGUCUUACCUAUGCCAGUACAGCAGGUUCCAACGUAUGAUGAAAAUAUAGAAACUGAGGAAGACUACAUAAUUCCCGAAGACAAUGAUCCUCUUGACUUAGAGUAUAGAGAAAUUAUGGAACAAGAAAGAAUAGAGCAACUCAACAACUUACCAUUUGCACCUGUUCCAGAAAUACUACCGUUAAUACCAUUGAUCUCUCAAAACGUGUGUGCCAUUUGCAGAUCUAGUAGAAGUACACAUGCAUUAAUUCCAUGUGGUCAUCGGGCACUUUGUGAGGGAUGUAAAGGGUUGCUUGAACAGCAACGCUGUCCCAUAUGUGUACAACCAUUUUUUUCCAUAUUAAGGAUUUGGGAUGCCUAA